Molecule: messenger RNA, 2455 nt
Organism: Quercus lobata
Lineage: Eukaryota; Viridiplantae; Streptophyta; Magnoliopsida; Fagales; Fagaceae
Gene: ATSUV3
Product: ATP-dependent RNA helicase
Exons: 17
Coding region: 297-2009 (570 amino acids)
Biological process (GO): mitochondrial RNA 3'-end processing
Cellular component (GO): mitochondrial degradosome
Molecular function (GO): hydrolase activity, acting on acid anhydrides; ATP binding; RNA helicase activity
Source: RefSeq, a predicted model, not a curated record
GGGGCCUCAUGGGUUUUGCUUCAAUUUUGUUGGGCUGGACUUGAACCCAGAAAUUUUCAGAGAAUAUUUUCAGUACCGUGAAAACCAAAGGCUACAAACUCCGAGGCCGAAGAGUUCUCGAGCGAGGGAACACCGCAUGUUGUUUCUUUUCCAAUACCUCUUCAUAUUAUACGAUGUCUUACAUUGAUAGUUGACACACCCACUUAUCGUUUUUGAGUUUUCUCUCAACUUUUAUAUUCAAUUUGCUUUUCAUUUACUACUUCAAGCGACAAUCUUUGCUAAAAAAUUCAGAAGCAAUGGCCUCCUCGUUCUUAUUUCGUAGAAGAGUUUCGUCUCUUGGUGUUGUUUCUCGCUCUCUUCACGCAGGAAAUAUGGAGCACAGAUGGCUGCACUUGGAAUCAAGAAUUGAGGCUUUAGUUACCCUUGUUGGUGCAACGAGAAAGUUCAGCAGUGGCACUGGUACCACAAAAUUUGACUUUACAGAUCUCACUCGUCCUCAUACAUGGUACCCAAAUGCUAGAAGGAAACAUCGCAAGGUUAUCCUGCAUAUGGGUCCCACAAAUAGUGGUAAAACACACAAUGCUCUGAAGCAACUUCAGUCAAGUUCUUCUGGCAUAUACUGUGGUCCAUUGAGAUUGUUAGCAUGGGAGGUGGCAAAAAGGUUGAACAAGGCAAAAGUUCCUUGUGAUCUCAUUACAGGACAAGAGAGAGAGGAGGUUGAUGGUGCAAAACAUAAGGCUGUGACAGUUGAGAUGGCUGAUGUAACUUCAGACUACCAAUGUGCCGUUAUUGAUGAAAUUCAGAUGUUGGGAUGUAGGACAAGAGGUUUUUCAUUUACUCGUGCUCUAUUAGGAAUCUCUGCUGAUGAGCUUCACCUUUGUGGAGAUCCAGCAGCUGUCCCCCUCAUCCAGGAAAUGUUGAGAGUGACUGGUGAUGAGGUGGAGGUUCAAUUUUAUGAGAGACUUUCACCUCUAGUUCCAAUGAAGGUUCCUCUUGGGUCCUUCUCUAAUAUACAAACAGGCGAUUGCAUUGUAACCUUUUCACGUCGUAAUAUAUACAGGCUAAAGAGGGAAAUUGAAAAUGGGGGAAAGCAUCUUUGUUCUGUCGUUUAUGGUUCGCUGCCACCAGAGACUCGAACUAGACAGGCAACAAUGUUCAAUGAUGCAAGCAGUGACUUUGAUGUUCUUGUGGCUAGUGAUGCCAUUGGGAUGGGUCUCAAUCUGAACAUUUCCAGGAUCAUCUUUUCAACCAUGAAGAAAUUUGAUGGCAUUGAGAUGCGGGAUCUUAUGGUACCUGAAAUCAAGCAAAUUGCAGGGAGAGCUGGCCGGUAUGGAUCAAAAUUUCCUGUUGGUAAAGUCACUUGUAUAGAUGCAGAGGAUCUACCCUUGCUUCAUUCAUCACUUGAAUCUCCAUCACCCACGCUAGAGCUUGCUGGAUUAUUUCCUACCUUCGAUCUCAUGUAUAUGUAUUCACUUGUACACCCAACAAAUAGCCUCCAUCAGAUAUUGGAGCACUUUCUAGACAACGCUAAAUUAUCGGAAAAUUAUUUUAUUGCUGAUUGUGAAGAAAUGUUGAAAGUUGCUGCUGUUAUUGAUGAGUUGCCCCUUGGGUUGCAUGAUAAGUACCUUUUCUGUAUCAGUCCAGUUGACAUGGACGAUGAGAUUUCAUCUCAAGGUCUUACACAGUUUGCACAAAAUUAUGCAAACAAAGGCAUAGUUCGGCUGCGAGAAAUAUUUACACCAGGGACACUUCAGGUGCCACAAACACAAACUGCUCUCAAGGAGCUUGAAUCCAUACACAAGGUGUUGGAUCUCUAUGUUUGGUUGAGCUUUCGAUUGGAGGAUUCAUUCCCAGACCAUGAGCUGGCGUCAUCACAGAAGGCCAUUUGCAGCCUGUUGAUUGAGGAGUUCCUGGAAAGACUAGGGUGGCAGAAGCCAAAGGCAAGGAGGUUACCAUCACGUGCAAGAAUGAAUUCUCUUUUGUCCAAAGACAUCCGACAGCAUUUGUGAAAGUCCUCACAGAAAGGCCAUUUGCAGCCUGUUAAGGAGUUCCUCGAAGGACUAGGGUGGCAGAGGCCAAGGGCAAGGAGGUUACCGCCAUGUACAAGAAUGAAUUCUCAAUUGUCCAAAGACAUCUGACAGCAUUUGUGAAAGUCAUCAUUUUCCUUGAUACAGUCAUUCCUUCUCUUAGAUCUUCAAAAGCUUUUAGGAGAAGGAUAAUUGAAUUUUUAGUUUAGUCACUUUACCCUCAACUUGUUAUGUCUGUGUAUUUACUUCUCCUGUACUGAUUAACAACCAAAACAGAGCAUGAAGCUCCACCUCUUCAAGAAAAUUCCUUUACUUCAAAUUAUUUAAUUCAAUUAUUUACUUUGGCAAUCAUUGUAUUAUUUGCACUACAAUAAUGUAAAAAUAUUAUUGACUACGAUGUGAUAUAAUUUGACUGAAUAAUUACGCUU